Molecule: messenger RNA, 1131 nt
Organism: Pseudovirgaria hyperparasitica
Lineage: Eukaryota; Fungi; Ascomycota; Dothideomycetes; Acrospermales; Acrospermaceae
Exons: 1
Coding region: 1-1131 (376 amino acids)
Molecular function (GO): protein binding
Source: RefSeq, a predicted model, not a curated record
AUGAAUCCUUCUCCGACACCACGAACCCCGAAAUCGACAGCCAUGUCUGUAAACAUGCUCCUAUCGCCACCAGAGAUGAUAAAGGUCGACUCUUUCCAAGAGCCUGUGCGAAAGAGCUCUUCAAAGAAUCCUUUUGCCUCCAGAACAUCCACCACCACAUAUGUGUCGCCCCCAAUCUCUCCUUACGAGGUCAGCAAGAAAGACAUCACUGUUGAACUACAAAGAGACAGCCAGUCACAGCGGGAUCCAUUGCUGUUUGACAACGAUGUCUAUGUUGAUAACAGUGCUUCGCGUCUUCCUCUGUUCGACUCGAGCGAUUCCGAGUCGGCGCGUGUCGAGAGUCAAAUCUCCCAGCACAUUGCCAACACGACGCACGUCCCCGAGUCUGCUCGCCCAACUCGCGAUGAGUACAAGGUGUUGGCGGAGGCGACCGCAAUGUUCUUCAAGCAAGUCGUCACCAGAAAUUUCCUCGCAGACCAGCAAGGCUGGAGAGCCCAAGAGAGGGAAAUCAACAAGCGCUAUACCUACCACAGCCUCACAAAGCGCCCAGCCUUGAAGACCCUCCUCCCGGCAACGUCGUCCGCACCCAAGUCGAAGAAGAUUGCUGUCGCCAUGCCGCGCAGAGCAAGGGUCACGAAGCCCGCCACAAAGCCCCAGCCAGUCUUGAAAGAACGCAAGGCCCCUGCCGGCGUUACAAAACCGACACCAGCCCCGAGGAAGACGACCACGAAGAUCAACGACAACAGAUUCGACGCCUUCCCCGACUUUGCUCCACGGCCCGAUCGCCGGUUCUACGACGAUCCAUUAAUCAUGACCAAGACAGCCGAUGCCAGGGACAAAUUUAAAGCCCCGAUCAACCAGCCGGACCUUGAUGACCCGGAUCGGCAUCUGCUGCCACCGGCUGAGCAGCAUCUGGCCGCGUACCAUCGCCUCACAUGCGCACAGUACCUGACGCAGAAGCGACGGAUCUUCAUUGCCAAGGUCGAAUGGCUGAAGAAGGGCCAGGACUUCAAGAAGACGCAUGCUCAGGGUGCAUGCAAGAUCGACGUCAACAAAGCAAGCAGGCUCUGGGACGACUUUGACAAGGCCGGAUGGUUCGCCAAGGAGAACUUUACGCAAUACCUCCGCUAG